Punica granatum (pomegranate) is the source of this 2154-nucleotide messenger RNA. NCBI's taxonomy places the organism in Eukaryota, Viridiplantae, Streptophyta, Magnoliopsida, Myrtales, Lythraceae. The record is from RefSeq and is a predicted model, not a curated record.
CAGACGCCGAGGAAGUCACUCGCACUGAGCCCACAAAGCAAAUCAAAGAGAGCAGGGAAUACACAGCCAUAACGUAGCAUAUAAGAAGAACCAGGGGAGAAGAUUCCUUUCUCCGACACACAACACGACUCAACUAUCUUCGUCUUCCUCGUCGUCUUCUUCUUGCUCGGGUCGAGGAAGGAAGAGCAGCGGAGCAGCGGCGGGCCCUCAAAAGAUCUUGAGGGUCAUUUUUGGAUCUGGGCGCUCUUCCAUUUGGCGAGGUUCUUGAUUCUCUCUGGAGUGUGAAAAUGGCGGCCGCCUUCCCCAUUCCGCUUACUGCUGCUCAGAUUGGUACAUAUUUUGUGGGGCAGUACUAUCAAAUUCUGCAGCAACAGCCAGAGAUAGUGCACCAGUUCUACUCUGAUGCCAGCACCGUGCUCCGUAUUGAUGGUCAUACUAGGGAAACUGCCACAGCAAUGCUGCAAAUCCACUCGCUUAUCAUGUCCAUCAGUUACACCGGAGUCGAAAUUAAGACAAUACAUUCGCUGGAGUCAUGGAGUGGUGGUGUUCUCGUGAUGAUAUCAGGCUCUGUGCAGCUUAAGAAUUUCAAUGGAAGCAGAAAGUUCAUGCAGACAUUCUUUCUUGCACCACAGGAGACGGGGUUUUUCAUUCUCAAUGAUAUUUUUCACUUUUUUGAAGAGGAGCAAGCUCAUCACCACCAUCAUCAUCAUCCAACAGUUUUGUUAGCUCAGAACAAUCUUAAUGCCAAGCUCAGUGCUCCUCCUUCUAAUCAGGAUUCAGUUCCAUCCUAUAUGCUGAGUCGAGAAGUCCUGGCAAGAGAGUUUGCUCCUGCUGAAGUAAAAGAAAAUGGACCUGUUGACAAUUUCAAUGUAUUACCAGAACAGCCGCAACAGCAAGUUCCUGAGUCGGAAAAUAUUCAUGAGGGCAGUCUUGCAGUAGAGUCAAAUGGGCCUACUCAGAAUGCUGCAAAUAAUGCUGUUCAGGAUCACUCAUCUGCCUCGGUUGAUGAGGUCUCUGGAGAACAACAUAAGCACACCUAUGCUUCAAUAUUACGUGUGGUCAAGGGGCAAUCUCCUCCAUCUGUGGGUCCCCCGACUUCUGCUAGCAGCAAGAAUCUCCAGCCUGCAGCUUCAGAAUGGGACCAGAUUCUGGAACCAGUGAAUCAGCAAUCAGCUGCAUCUCCAACUGCGUAUGAGAGGUCGGAAGCUGAGGCAGCAGAGGAGGUCGCUGGCUUCGAAGAUGGGGAAUUAAAAUCGGUCUACGUGAGGAACUUGCCGUCUACUGUAUCUGAAUCUGAGAUUGAGGAGGAAUUCAGAAAGUUCGGGAGAAUCAGGACCGAUGGUGUGGUCAUUCGUGGUCGCAAGGAUCUAGGAGUCUGCUAUGCAUUUGUGGAAUUUGAAGACAUGGUUGGUGUUCAUGAUGCAGUAAAGGCGGCCACCGCACAGGUUGCAGGACGACAGGUGUACAUUGAAGAGCGUAGACCCAACAGCAACAUCCCUUCUCGUUCGAGGAGGGGAAGAGGCAGAGGAAACUACCAAUCAGAGUCUUCGAGGACCCGAUUCGGGUCUCGGAACUUAAACAGGGGAAGUGCUAGUGCCCGUGAGGGAGGUGACAGAGAGUACAACAGAUCGAGAGGGAACGGAUUUUACAGGCCAAAUCACCGGCAAGAACGAGGCAGCUCGGGCCAGCAGAUAUCAUCAAGAAGUGGGCAAAACCCACAAGAGUAGGCAGAGCUUAUCAUUUGAAUGUGGGGAUGAGAAGACAGUUUUGAAUCAAGCAAAACCCUUUUCAUCUUCAUCAUUUGUCUCCACCAAUUCUUAGCAGCAUGAGUCAAUUUUUACCAUAUUAUGAUAGGUAAAAUAUGGAGAUAGAAUAUUCAUUCUGGGAAGGUUUAUAUAAAAUGUGGCUUUUUGCCUAAUUUGAUUCCGCCCUAGGAGAUGAUGAGUAUGCAAAUUUUGUGUCAUAGUCCAAUUUCCAGCAUAUAGUUUAUCAUUGAUCAAAUUGAAUUUUGAUAUAUAGCUAACUUGGGUGGGUUUCAAAUUCUUAGCUUUCUUUUGAAUAUCGGAUCUGCCAUGACUUGGUAAUGUUUCGAACUGCGAGCAUUAAGCAAUCUCGCCAUUGAUCAUAGUUUGGCAUCUUUGCCUUGCCCUAUAA